Molecule: messenger RNA, 3345 nt
Organism: Larimichthys crocea (large yellow croaker)
Lineage: Eukaryota; Metazoa; Chordata; Actinopteri; Sciaenidae
Gene: tfe3b
Product: transcription factor binding to IGHM enhancer 3b
Exons: 9
Coding region: 226-1596 (456 amino acids)
Biological process (GO): regulation of transcription by RNA polymerase II
Cellular component (GO): nucleus
Molecular function (GO): protein dimerization activity; RNA polymerase II cis-regulatory region sequence-specific DNA binding; DNA-binding transcription factor activity, RNA polymerase II-specific
Source: RefSeq, a predicted model, not a curated record
AACCUUCGCAGCUGUCAACCAGUUCCGGGUGACAUGCGUCGGAUGACCUCAGCAGCAGAUAAACAACACUGUUACGCGCCGUAGCUAGCGGCUGUCAGAAGCUUGUCUCCAUCGACUUGUAAAAUGGAAAAGAAAACGUAGGACAUCGGAGAUUUAUGGCCGUGACUACGUCAAACAAAACUAUUGCCACACUCCAUCCCUAGAUCUGGAUAUCUCUGCUCAGCCAUGUCGUCACGUGUGUUGCUGCGGCAGCAGCUGAUGCGAGAACAAGCCCAGGAGCAGGAGAGACGUGAGGCCCAGCAGCAGGCCUCUGCCUCUCAGCUCCGGGCCUCUGACUCCACACCAGCCAUCUCUGUCACAAUGCCCCCAAAUGCUGCCCGUCCCCCUCCAGCACAGGUGCCUGUGGAGGUGCUGAAAGUGCAGACCCACUUGGAGAACCCCACCAAGUACCACAUCCAGCAGGCACAGAGGCAGCAGGUGAAGCAGUACCUCUCCACCACUCUUGGUAACAUGGCAGUUACUCAGACCAUGGGUGUGUCCCCUGUGCCGCAGUCCAGCUCUGCCCCUGAAGUUGCUCCCACUGCCAGCAGCGCCCCGAACAGUCCUAUGGCUCUGCUUAACAUCGGAUCCAACAAGGAGGAAAUUGACGACGUGAUCGACGACAUCAUUAGUCUUGAAUCCAGUUUUAAUGACGACAUCAUCACGUUGAUUGACUCAGGACUUCAAUUGCCGAGCACGCUGCCAGGAAAUCUGUUGGAUGUCUACCACAGCCCUGGGAUGGCAGCACCUACUCUAACUGUUAGCAACUCCUGCCCCGCUGAUCUUCCAAAAAUUAAAAGGGAAAUUACUGAUUCAGAUGCCAAAGCACUAAUGAAAGAAAGGCAGAAGAAAGACAACCAUAACCUCAUUGAGAGGAGACGGAGAUUCAACAUCAAUGACCGUAUAAAGGAGCUGGGUACUCUGAUACCCAAGUCAAGUGACCCUGAGAUGCGUUGGAAUAAGGGCACCAUACUGAAAGCUUCUGUAGACUACAUCAGGAAGCUACAGAAGGAGCAGCAGAGAGCCAAGGAUGUGGAGAUGCGUCAGAAAAAGCUGGAGCAGGCUAACCACAGUCUGAUGUUACGCAUCCAGGAGCUGGAAAUGCAGGCACGGGUCCACGGCCUCUCCUCCUCCAGCAGCAUCUCAUCUGGUCUUAGCUCCGAUCCCUCCCUGCUCCAGCAGCAGCUAGUCCCACAGAGCGGCCAGUCUCUGCCUCCCAAUGCAGGAGGAGCAUCCUCCCAAAACCUCCUCGGUCUGGGUGCGGCGGGCAUUGGACAGUCUCUGCAAGCCUCCUUCCUGUCCCCGUCCUCCUCGAACUCCCCAGCAGGAGUCACCAUCAGCAGCCCCCUGGACCUGGGAAGCCUGAGCUUUGCCGAGCUCGACGACACCUCAGCUUCAGCACUCUACCCCGACGUGGGCUUGGGAGACAUUCUUAUGGACGACGGGUGCGCCCUGUCUCCGGACAGGGUGGCUGAGCCGCUGUUUUCUCCUUUAUCACCAGGUGCCUCUAAAACCAGCAGUCGUAGGAGCAGCCUUGAAAUGGAUGAGGACUUGUGAUGAGCUCCGUGUGGUGAUCAAAGACUUUGUGUAGGGGCAAAAGUAUCAGGAAGUGCAGUCUCUCCUUAAAUAACGCAAGUCUAUUUAUAGGACUGUAGAACUGAACUUAGCAAAAAUAGCUAACAUUAAGAUCAAAACUAACAUAAACGUUGUAUCUUGAAUUUGUUUGCCAUACAGACCUAAUAAUUACUGUUCCUUUUUGGAGCAGGUUAGAUGAUUAUGUCUGGGUUUAUAAAUGCAAUCUUAUUAAAAUGGAAUAUUGUAUAAUAGGGGCAUGGACUUAGAAUUAAGAAAUUAUACAUUCUUAAGUAGUUCUUAAGAUUUACUUCAGAGAAUUAAGAGGGAAUUUUUUGCUCAUUUAUAGGGACGAAAGCUGUGAGGUUUAUUUUUCACCACAUUGGCAUAACAAACUGAUUAAGAGAUGCCAACACACACACACACACAUUGUUUUUGUUUUUUUGACUGGAAUCAGGGUUUGUUAAUAGCAGUUGCAUGCUCAUCCAUGUUGAGUUAUUUCACCAGCAGCUACAGAAGGGAUCGUUGUAAAGUGAAUUGGCACAUUGUGAGAUAUUUACUGCAAAUUGUAUAUAAGAAUAUUUUAUUUUGAGCAAUUUUAUUGCACCUUAUUUUAUGGCAGUCUAUGCAUUUUACGAGAGCUUUUGUCUGUUUUUUAUUAUUAUUACACACAGUGGACAGCUAAUGCCCAGGAUGCAUGUAUUUGUAAUAAACCUUAAAAGCAGUGGAAAAUCACUUGCUGCUGCAGCUAGUUAGCCAAAGCAGGACUUCUUCCAGAGUAGCUACAAAUUACAAAUCAGCAUUUUAUUUUUGAAUAUAUUCUCUCGGUCAACGGAAAUGCAGAACAAUUUUAUCCUUUUACUGUAGUUAAUUUUUUUGAUACCUGAAUAAUAGUGAGUGUAAUAAUGAGUAGUUUCUCCUGACUAAUAUCUGUGUUGUCAGUGAUUGUUUGUGUCUGUUAACCUCGGUGGUCACUGAGUGAUUUUGCCGUUAGCAUGAUCUACCAAGAUUGUUGCUUUUUUCGUUCUUUUUUUGGGGGGGCUGAUCAAAAGACAUUUAUCUAAUAACACAUCAUUGCUCAUUGUAGAAUGAAUUUGGGCUUUGACCUCCUUUUUAAACCAACCACUAGCCACACCUCUAUAACAAUAAGAUAUAAUUAUUUGUUGUGUGAAACUUGCAAUGCAAUUAUUAUUCCAUAAAAUAGCCACAAACUUUACAAAGGCGUUUAAUUUGUCAGAUGCUUAAUGCAACUUUAUGUACAGUUAAUGAAUGUGUGUCUGGAAAGCACCUGCGUAAGUGUAGUUUCUUUGUUCUUUCAACACUGGCCUACUGUUUUUUUUUUUUUUUUUUUUACAACCUGCAGUUUAUUGACAUACUUCAAUUUUUAACUAUUCUUCAAGCCGUGCUAGCAUAAAAACAAAAUGAGUUAAAGCAGCCAAAAACGUCUCUACGUUUUGGUGGUUUAGUGUUUACAACAGUUGUAAGGUGCCCUCUCUUCUUAAACCUACUUUGUCUUUCAAUAGCUCAAUGCUGCUGAUUGGUUUUGUUCCUGGUCUCAUCAAAUUAAGUAUCUGUGGUCAGCUGUUUCCACUCAUGCACAAUAUUAACCAUGUUUUACCCUGACAUAUAUUUGCGUGCUAACAUUGACUGUUAACCAUAAACCGGUAGCAUUUGUGUCUUGUUCCUACAAGUUGGCUUUCGGAACAUUUUAACAAAUAAAUGAUUCCCAUUGGA